Molecule: messenger RNA, 3811 nt
Organism: Mangifera indica (mango)
Lineage: Eukaryota; Viridiplantae; Streptophyta; Magnoliopsida; Sapindales; Anacardiaceae
Product: protein transport protein SEC31 homolog B-like
Exons: 22
Coding region: 190-3549 (1119 amino acids)
Biological process (GO): COPII-coated vesicle cargo loading; intracellular protein transport; endoplasmic reticulum organization
Cellular component (GO): COPII vesicle coat; endoplasmic reticulum exit site
Molecular function (GO): structural molecule activity; protein binding
Source: RefSeq, a predicted model, not a curated record
AAAUAUCACACAGAACAGAUAAUUAGUAGGAGAGAUCCAGUGUUACACCCCUCUCUUCUUCUUCUUCUUCUUCUUCUCAAAUCUAAAUCAAACCCUAAAAUUCUUCAAAUUCAGGAAUUAUUAUUUUUCUGAUCCACUCGUUUAAUCCGCAAACUCACGUUCCGAAAUUGCUGUAAUUAAUAUUUUUCGAUGGCGUGUAUAAAAGGCGUUAAUAGAUCGGCGUCGGUGGCGUUGGCUCCGGACGCGCCUUACUUGGCGGCGGGGACGAUGGCAGGAGCUGUUGAUCUGUCAUUUAGUUCUUCGGCCAAUCUAGAGAUCUUCAAGCUUGAUUUCCAAUCGGACAAUCGUGAUCUCCCCGUGGUUGGCGAGUCGCCUAGCUCGGAACGGUUCAACCGGCUUGCUUGGGGUAAAAAUGGAUCUGGUUCGGAGGAAUUCUCGCUCGGACUUGUGGCGGGUGGGCUUGUCGACGGGAGUAUUGAUCUCUGGAACCCUCUCACUCUGAUCCGUUCUGCUGGAACUGCGGGAAAUCCUGUUGUUGGACAUCUUUCAAGGCACAAAGGACCUGUUCGUGGUCUUGAAUUUAAUGCCAUUGCCCCAAAUUUGCUUGCCUCUGGGGCUGAUGAUGGUGAAAUUUGCAUUUGGGAUUUGACAGCACCUACUGAACCUUCUCAUUUUCCUCCCCUGAAGGGUAGUGGUUCUGCUGCUCAAGGUGAAAUUUCAUUUCUUUCUUGGAAUAGCAAGGUUCAACACAUAUUAGCAUCCACUUCCUACAAUGGAACAACUGUGGUCUGGGACCUAAAGAAGCAAAAGCCUGUAAUAAGUUUUACCGAUUCAAUUAGGAGGCGGUGCUCUGUUCUACAGUGGAAUCCCGAUAUUGCCACUCAGCUUGUUGUUGCAUCUGAUGAAGAUGGUUCACCUUCUCUAAGGCUUUGGGAUAUGCGGAAUGUUAUGUCACCAGUCAAGGAAUUUGUGGGGCACACCAAAGGUGUAAUUGCAAUGUCCUGGUGCCCAAUUGACAGUUCCUAUUUGCUUACUUGUGCAAAGGAUAACCGGACUAUUUGCUGGGAUACAGUUACUGGUGAGAUCGUUACUGAACUGCCAGCAGGAACUAACUGGAAUUUUGAUGUCCAUUGGUAUCCAAAGAUACCUGGAGUGAUAUCUGCAUCAUCAUUUGAUGGUAAAAUUGGAAUCUAUAAUAUUGAGGGUUGCAGCCGGUAUGGUGGAGGGGAGAAUGAAUUUGGUGCAGCUCCUUUGAGAGCCCCAAAGUGGUAUAAACGUCCGAUUGGAGCAUCUUUUGGCUUUGGAGGAAAACUUGUUUCAUUUCAUCCUAAGUCAGCUGGUGCUUCAGAGGUCUCUGUGCACAACUUAGUUACAGAACACAGUUUGGUGAGUCGUUCAUCUGAAUUUGAGGAAUCAAUAAAGAAUGGAGAGAGGUCUUCCCUGAGGAUUUUAUGUGAGAAAAAAUCGCAAGAGAGCAAGUCUGAGGAUGACCAUGAAACAUGGGGUUUCUUAAAAGUUAUGUUUGAAGAUGAUGCGAGGACAAAGUUGAUUACCCACUUUGGUUUUAGUUUACCUAAAGAGGAAAAAGAUACUGUGCCUGAUGAUCUUUCCCAGGAAGUAAAUGCUGUUACGCUGGAGAAUUCAGCAACAGAUAAAGUGGUAGAUGGGGGGGAUAAAGUAUCCUCUAUCUUUGCUGCUGAUAAUGGGGAAGAUUUCUUUAACAAUCUUCCAAGUCCCAAAGCUGACACACCUGUAUCAACUUCUGUCAAUACUUUUGCUGAGGAUUCUGGUCCUAGUGCACAAGAAAUGCAGGAAGAAAUGGAUGGACUGGAGGAGAGUUCUGAUCCAUCAUUUGAUGAUAGUGUUCAACGUGCUUUGGUUGUGGGAGACUACAAGGGGGCAGUUGCACAGUGCAUAUCUGCAAAUAAAAUGGCUGAUGCUUUAGUUAUUGCUCAUGUUGGUGGUACUGCCUUGUGGGAGGGCACACGUGAUCAAUAUCUCAAGAUGAGUCGUUCACCUUAUCUAAAGGUUGUGUCUGCAAUGGUGAAUAAUGAUCUCCUGAGCCUUGUGAACACCAGGCCUCUAAAAUUCUGGAAAGAAACACUUGCCCUUCUCUGUACGUUUGCUCAGAGAGAGGAAUGGACUGUGCUUUGUGAUGCACUUGCUUCAAAGCUAAUGGCAGCUGGGAAUACAUUGGCAGCAACUCUGUGCUAUAUAUGUGCAAAUAACAUUGAUAAAACAGUUGAAAUUUGGUCAAGGAGCCUAGCAACUGAGCAUGAAGGGAAAUCCUAUGUUGAUCUUCUUCAAGAUUUGAUGGAGAAGACUAUUGUUCUCGCUUUGGCAAGUGGACAGAAGAGAUUUAGUGCAUCUCUGUGCAAGCUUGUUGAGAAAUAUGCAGAAAUUUUAGCUAGUCAAGGCCUUCUAACAACUGCAAUGGAGUACUUGAAACUUUUGGGAUCAGAUGAAUUAUCUCCCGAACUUUCAAUCUUAAGAGAUCGUAUUGCUUGCUUUAUUGAACCUGAGAAAGAAGCUACUGCUGUGUCUUAUGAGAACUCUCAACUACAAAAUAGAUCAGUGCAUGGUGUUGAUCAUUCCAAUUUCGGCAUGGUUGACUCCUCUUAUCAUUAUUAUCAUGAACCAGCACCUGCCCAAUUGCAUCAGACAGUUCCUGGCAGUUUGUAUGUUGAGAAUUAUCAACCACCAUCGGCUCCUUAUGGGAAUGGCAGAGGAUUCGGUGCUUCUGCACAGUACCAGCCUGUGCAACAACCUAGCUUAUUUAUACCAUCUCCGGCAACUCAGCCACAUUUUACUCCUUCUGCUCCCUCACAGCCUGCUAUGAGGCCCUUCAUUCCUUCAACUCCUCCUGUGCUGAGAAAUGCUGAUCAAUAUCAGCAACCAACUUUGGGUUCUCAAUUGUAUCCUGGGACUUCUAACGCAGGUUAUCAUCCUGUACCUCCUGGGCCUGAUGCUCAUGGGCCAUCACCUUUGGCAUCUGUUCCUGGCCCUAAAAUGCCAAAGGUUGUAGCUCCUACAACUGCUCCUACAACUACACCAAUGGGAUUUAUGCCCAUGACUGGUACAGGCGUUGUUCAAAGAUCUGGGGUGGGACCAAUGCAACCAGCUAGUCCGACUCAGGCAGCACCUAUACAACCAGCUGUUCCACCUGCAGCAGCACCACCAACAAUACAGACUGUUGAUACAUCAAAUGUACCUGCUCAUCAAAAACCUGUCAUCAUGACAUUGGCAAAACUUUAUAAGGAGACAUCAGAAGCACUGGGAGGUGCUCGUGCUAAUCCAGCCAAAAAGCGUGAAAUAGAAGAUAACUCAAAAAAGCUAGGGGCCUUGUUUGCCAAGCUCAACAGCGGGGACAUCUCUAAAAAUGCGGUUGAUAAGCUUAUUCAGCUCUGCCAAGCUUUGGACAAUAAUGAUUUUAGUACAGCCCUACAAAUCCAGGUACUUCUUACCACAAGUGAGUGGGAUGAGUGCAAUUUCUGGCUAGCCACACUUAAAAGAAUGAUCAAGACAAGACAGAAUGUUAGAUUAAGUUAAGAAGAGACAAAAUCCUUGGGGAAUUAAUCCCCAGUUUGCAUAUUUUUUGUUUCAUAUAUCUGGUGAUCUACUCAGGCAGUGACGUUUUAAUUAGAUGUACACAACAAUUGUUUCAUCAGGAUUUUGGAUCGACGGUUUUCUUACUUACAAGAUAUUGACUGGGGUGGAAGCGCAGUUAGUGAAGAUAGUUUUCAGUACAUGAAUGCAGUUGACAAUUGAUUUUGUUAUUCAGUUGAUAUUUGAGAAAAUAGAGUUUUAUAAA